AUGCAGGAUAACAAUGGUCAUAUUUUACAACCAUUACUUUCCGCCUUGCGUUACAUAAAUAGACCAUUUGUAAUAAAAGGGCAGCAAUUGCAAGCUUUUCUACAGGCACUUCGAGAUGUAGCGAACAGUAAAAGUUGCUACGACAAUGAAAACUGUUUUACAGAUGAUGAUUUUAAGACUGUAACACCUAUUACAAAAGAACAGUUUCAGGAUCUGUAUACAUACUGCGAUCGAGUGCCUCAAGAACACGGUUUCCGAAACAUUAGUAAAAAAGACCUUUUGACUUUUUUAUAUAAGUUACGGCAAGGAUUAUCUGACGAAUUUCUUAAAGUCAUUUUUCGAUAUUCCUCUAGACAGUCGGUAAGUUUAGCUAUUACCAAAGUUCGACAGUCUUUAUUACAAAGAUUUGUCCCGAUGAAUAUUGGUUUUCAAGCAAUAACUCGAGAUGAAUAUAUAACGAAUCAUGUUACGUCUUUUGCAAAUGAGUUAUACAAUUCUGAACCGAGUAUUUCAAAAGUAAUUGCUUAUAUUGAUGGGACUUAUUCGUAUAUUAACAAAAGUAGUAACUUUCGUGUUUUACGACAAACGUAUUCCGUACAUAAAGGUCGACAUUUGGUAAAACCAGCGUUAAUAGUUGCUCCAGAUGGAUAUAUACUGGCUAUUCAAGGACCAUACUUUUCUGACUCGCGAAAUAAUGAUGCUCGAAUGUUAAAUAGCGAAUUUGAACGCGACGUGAAUGAUAUGAGACAAUGGUUCCAAGAUGGCGAUAUUUUCGUAUUAGAUCGUGGGUAUCAAGAUGCCCAACCGUUACUACGUGAAUUAGGCAUUCAUUACAGGAUGCCAGCCUUACUUGAAUGCCAUCAGAAACAACUAUCUACCGAAGAGGCAAAUGAGUCUCGAUUGGUGACGAAAACAAGAUGGAUAGUUGAAACUAGAAAUGGGCAUAUUAAGUCUAUUUUUAAGUUUUUUAACCACAUAAUUAAUAUGCACCAUAUUCAUCAUCUUGGUGAAUUUUAUAAUAUUGCAGGGGCUAUAAUUAACAAAUAUCACCCGCUAAUUUCAAUGGAAGGCGUUAAUACAAAAUUGGCACAAGAACUUCUUCAUAAGUCCAAAGAAGUUAAUGUUGUGCACGCACGAGUUGAAAUUGAAAGGCUGUGCUAUAGAAAUGCAAUGUGGAUACAUUUAAAUGACGAGCAUUUACAUAAUUUUCCGCACCUGACCUUAGAAUAUUUACGAGAUUUGACGAUUGGAACAUUCCAGGUUCGUCUGGCACGAUCUUACGUUCAGGAUAAAAUGCAGCGUGACGACACAGAAGAGUUUCAAUUAGAUUCGCUCCUUGACGAACCUGGUCUCAUAAGGGUACGAGUGUUUUCACGGUUUAGAAAUGCUACAAAACAUCAAAUAUUUAUAGCAUACAACAUUCUUGAAUCAGAUGGUGUAGACGAUGAUACCGAGCCAAUUUUAGGUUAUUAUUGUACCUGUAAAUCUGGUGCAAGGACCCUUGGUACAUGUUCACAUGUGGCAAGUGUGCUGUGGUACCUAGGGUAUGCAAGGUAUCAAGACAAUGUUCGUUAUCCGUCUUCGUUAUUGUUAGAAAUACUAUUAGAUGCUGCUCACAGACCACCGCAACAACAUCCAAACGAGAACUUCAAUAUUGCUAAUUCUGACUGA
Messenger RNA from Colletes gigas, 1671 nucleotides. RefSeq lists its product as uncharacterized. Gene Ontology annotation, molecular function: zinc ion binding. NCBI's taxonomy places the organism in Eukaryota, Metazoa, Arthropoda, Insecta, Hymenoptera, Colletidae. The record is from RefSeq and is a predicted model, not a curated record. Bases 1 to 1671 code for a protein of 556 amino acids. The transcript has 2 exons.